UUUUGAUCUUAAAUCUUUUGUCCAGCCCAAACGCCAAACUGCCCACUAUUUCCAAAAGCCAGAGGCUUAGUUAGCUUCAGUCCUUCCGAACAAAGCCUAUCGGAUCGGGUAGCGGCGUAGGCAUUCACCAACUCCCAACCGCCCCAACCGGCUCACAGGCCAACAAGUCGCCGACUCGCCGACCGUCCUUGACCGUCUGCCUCCCUGUCCGGCUGCCCCUUCUCGGCAUAUCACAAUUUCAGUCCAGGCUGCCUACUGCGCUCCAGGCAUUCAGCGAUUCGUCCUUCGUCCAAACGGCCCUUCUGAGUUCUCACUUUCAGAGUUUCAGGCUUCGCAAUCACGCUUCAUUCUUUAGCUGCGGGAUUAGUUUCCUUGGUCGGGUUCUGUUUGUCAUUUUACAAUUUUCGAGCUCUCCAAAGCAACCAGCAAUGGCUUUGAACCCUCAAUCCCCUAUUUAUUCCUUCUGGAACCAACAGAUCAUCGAUUGUUCCUCCACAAUCACUUCGACCUGCUCUUCACCGUCUUUCACCACAGCCCUUUUCCAUCCUCCUCUCAAGAGUUUUCUGGGAGCUAGGGUUUCACUCUUCAGGAGGCAGCUCAACCCUCUAUGGCAGGCAUCAUCACGCUAUUUUCAAACUGCUCAUUUCUCUAACAAUCUUAACCGGCAAGUUGUAAAGGCAGUUGCAGUUUCCAAUUCCACAGUGGGCUUGCCUUUAACUGAAGAAAAUGUUGAGACUGUAUUGGAUGAAAUUCGACCUUAUCUCAUUGCUGAUGGAGGAAAUGUGGCAUUGCAUGAAAUUGAUGGCAAUGUUGUAAAACUGAAAAUGCAGGGAGCAUGUGGCUCAUGCCCUAGUUCUGUAGUGACAAUGAAAAUGGGCAUUGAACGUCGUUUGAUGGAAAAGAUACCUGAGAUCUUUGCUGUUGAAUCCAUUCCAGAUGAAGAAACCGGCCUUGAGCUUAAUGAAGAGAAUAUAGAGAAGGUACUUGAGGAGAUAAGACCAUAUCUGGUUGGAGGGGCGGGUGGAAGUCUAGAGCUGGUUGGCAUAGAGAAUCCUAUAGUGAAGGUCCGGAUCACCGGUCCUGCAGCAGGUGUUAUGACCGUCCGUGUGGCUGUAACUCAGAAGCUGCGUGAGAAGAUCCCAUCCAUUGCCGCGGUUCAACUUUUGCAGUAAUAUAUUAACUUGUACAUAUUUUUAAAAGAAGUCAACGAGCCUUUUUAUGGAUACACCAUCCAAAUUGCCACAGAAGCAUAAGAAUAACCUUUUACAACCCAGGAGUCUGAGGUCCCUCCAAAGUAAAUAUGAUGCAAUGUUUUCGAUUGUGUUUUGUACAGUUGUGAUUUCAUUGUCUACAAUAGUCAAUAACAUCACCUUGAAUUAUUUCGCAUUAUGCAUUAAUGUUAUGAUUGUUAUUAUGCAGUCGAGGAAAUUGAAUGAAAACGUGGGUAUUGCUGCAGAA
Messenger RNA from Cuscuta epithymum, 1458 nucleotides. The record is from the annotation of a GenBank genome assembly. NCBI's taxonomy places the organism in Eukaryota, Viridiplantae, Streptophyta, Magnoliopsida, Solanales, Convolvulaceae.